AUGAGACUUUGGCCCUUUGAACCGUUCAGAGCCUCGCGAUUGCCCAAAGGCGAGUAUGCAUUCAAGCAGGGAACCCCGGCAGAUUCAGAUGGAUAUGAGAGCAUAUUAGAAAUUGGUGUGUUAUCACAAUCGAAUUUGGUUAUAGUGCUAACCGAGACUCGAGUUCUGGUCUAUAACGCAAAGCCAAUGGCCCUAGUUGCAUGCCACGAGCGGACAAACGAAUCGGUGGAAAAGUUUGGGCUGAAUAAGAAGAUGUAUAACAAUAUGCACUAUGGAACCCUGCUCGAUGAAGUUGUCACCAAAGAAAACCAUAAGUCAUUCAACGUUGAAACAAAGGGUGUGUUCUUCUAUAUUAUGACAAGCGAUAAUUUCCUGCUGGUCUACCAGGUUCUCGCGGGGAUUGAUGGUUUCUCCGUGUACACGGAUUAUGGGGUGGCCUGUGAUCGUGAAAGACACCAUUUACUCGAAAAGAGGCCAUUUAUUGGGGAUGAAAGUACCUCCAGCGUUCUCACAGUAUUUGACAAAAACGAUGGUAGAACAGCGAUCCAGAAUGGAUACGUUACUGGCAAGACCCGAGGAUUUUUUGAGUUCUGGAAGGGCACUGGGAGUGCCAACGAAGAACUCCCUGUCAAGAAGCACGAACUGCGUUUAAGGGUAGUGUUAAAAUUUGACUACCCAAUUCAUGAUAUGUUCGGCGCAUAUUCAAUUGAUUCAACUGAUGAGGAAGAAGGGCAGUUCAUGGUUUUGCUACUAUCAGACGGGGUCAAGCACCUGCAUCUUUCCGACUUUAAGCUAAAUAAAAGUUCGUUGAUUGAGAUUAAGCAUGGGCAUCAUAUGGUUCUCCAUAAUGGGGACUUAUUUGUGGCAGCGCAAGAUGCAGAGUACAAAGUUAGUAUUAACCGGGUGUCGUUAGGUUCUCAGGAGAUCCAUACAGACGAUGUGCCCACUUCGCCAGCAUCUGAACUAAUCGCAGUAUAUGCUAUAUACGAUAUUCUUGUUUUAGCAUACGAAAGUGAACUGUUACAUUACAAUGUUAAGUCGAAAACCAUUAAGCGCUCCAAACUCUCCUUAAAAAUUAGGAGGUGCCACAAGGAGGAAGAUUUGCUUAUUCUAUUAACCCAGGAUAAUCGCAUUUGUAUAUCUACAAUCUAUGGUAAUAUCCUCUUUUCAUCCGACUUUGAUAUGAAUGGCAAGUCUUUAGCAUGUACCAGCCUCAACUGUUUUGACAACACUAUACUUAUAGGUUCAGCGGAUGGCCACCUGAUUACCUGGCCAAUGUGGCAGGAGAUAAGCAACCAGUCAAUUGAUUUCAAGCAUGACACACCAUUAAUACUUUGCAAUAAACACAAUGAUCUGAUGAUAUCAUCCCCAUUGAAUUGUCCCACGUUGGAACAAAAUCUGAUGCAAGUAAUCAGUCUCCCUUUAAAAGAACUAAAUAACCAUAUUUUGGCUGCAAGGCUUAAUGGACCUCAAAACCUCCUGGCUGUCUAUAUUAGCAAUAGGAAUAUUCUGCUUUUGCAUUUUCUUCAUUCCAACAGAUGGAAGAUCUUCCAUGACGUGACAAUACUUGAAAUAGUCUGGCUUGGAAACCAUUUCCUACUUUGCCAUAUGGCUAACAAUGAGGGUGACGAGUGGUUACAGUGCUAUCAGUUUUCUCAAAAAGCAGGCCCAUCUGAAGACCUCGAGGAGUAUUCAGUCUGGAGAUGGGAGAUACCUUACGAGUCAAAACUACAGAAUAUAUUCGUCACUACGUGUCCAACAUUGAAACCACUAAAAGUUAAAAGCAAGACUUCAGAUGAAUCUGGCCUGACACUAUUCAAGACGGCAGAGUUAUUACUUCUUUGCGAAGAUGGCUCCUAUACAGUUUUUGACGUCAUCUCUUUUCUACAUCCAGCAGGCGUUGAAACAAUCAAACGGUUUCAUCAAAGCAAGCGUCACAAGUUGCCAGAAGAAGUGUCAAGCAAUGUUCGCUGGCUCCUACCUUGGAAAGGUCAGCUAUUGGUGCUAGACGGCGACACUCUCUAUCGUGUUGGAACUCAAGAUGAACAGGGCUACGCAAAUACCUCGGUUAUAAUGGAUUCCGUAGAGCGGGUGAUAGACUGCACUGGUGAAACCAUCUCCGUUCUUACUGGAAAUCAGCUAUCAAUUUUCACAGUGGAAGAACUAGCCAACAAAGAUACUCCCCAGGCCACGGUGCCAGUGUCCGAAGAUGAAUAUCCAGUUUUUGUGAAUCCCAGUAUGGCCCUUGUCUAUAAUGUCCAGUGUUCCUAUCGGGACCACGUAACGAAGAUGGCAUUGGAUCAGCAUAUUUACCUUGACCAAGUGAUCUCCAGACUCCUAGAAAAGGGCCUUCCGGGAAUCGAAAUCCACGAGCAGUACAGCAUGUUAAGACACUAUCCAUUUGUCCUGGAAAAGGUUCUGUCCACCGAUGUUCUUGCUAAUCGGCCACUGGCGCCCAUUCUUCAGCUCAUCGAUAUCUAUGACGAGGCCCCUCCCAAUAAGGCCAGCUGGAAGAUGGAGAUCGUUAGUAACUGUCUCCGCAAGAUCGAAACCAAGCACUGGGACUACCUGUUCGAGCAAUUGGGACUCACGCCGAUGGAAUUGCUGGUGCAGUGCACAGAAAACGGCGAAACCAAGAUUCUGGGAAUGCUGCUCAUGGUCUUCUUAAACUACGACGAAACAAGCACCGGUACCGCGGCCGUGAAACCUGUAGCCCCGAAGGCAGAUAUCCCUCUUAAUACAGACAAAAAUGGCCACCUGGCAGUUGACAACGCAGUCAACUCGCCUAUUUCCGCAGCGCUGCAAUACGAGGGCCUCAUACAGAAGGUAUUGAAGGUCAUCGUCACCUCAGCAGGUAGCGCUCUUACUCCUCUCGAAGCACAAGAGUACUGGGAUAUGGCGCUUCAAAUCAUGCGCUUCGUCAAAGCUCUGGACAAGCAGAACGGGAGUACGCUGGUCGAAGACUGUCUGCAGCAGUUAUAA
This is a messenger RNA of Eremothecium gossypii ATCC 10895, 2982 nucleotides long. It is a transcript of the gene RIC1, whose product is annotated as Ric1p. The transcript has a single exon. Bases 1 to 2982 code for a protein of 993 amino acids. Gene Ontology annotation, biological process: retrograde transport, endosome to Golgi; intracellular protein transport. The record is from RefSeq and is marked provisional. NCBI's taxonomy places the organism in Eukaryota, Fungi, Ascomycota, Saccharomycetes, Saccharomycetales, Saccharomycetaceae. Gene Ontology annotation, cellular component: Ric1-Rgp1 guanyl-nucleotide exchange factor complex; cytosol; Golgi membrane.